This is a messenger RNA of Strongylus vulgaris, 372 nucleotides long. NCBI's taxonomy places the organism in Eukaryota, Metazoa, Nematoda, Chromadorea, Rhabditida, Strongylidae. The record is from the annotation of a GenBank genome assembly.
AUGACAUUCUAUGGCUGCAAAGGAACAUCAGCCGAAGUGAAUUGGCUGGAGCGCGUGCAGAUAGAUAUCACAGUAGAGCAUUCACGAAGAGGACUAAUCUCACUUUUUCUCACAAGCCCAUCAGGAACAACUAUUCAACUGCUUCAUCCGCGAAAAAACGACGACUCCCCCGAAGGUCUCCGUGAAUGGCCUUUUGUAAGCGUCGGACAUUGGGGUGAAAAUCCGAAUGGGGUGUGGAAGUUGGAAGCAAUGUCAAUGAGUCACAAUAAAGACGCCAAAGCUCUGGGUGUUCUGAGUUUCGUAAGGCUGACGGCUCAUGGAACCAAAGAUGAUCCUUUGAAAGAUAACGCAUUCAUUCUUCAUACUGUUUGA